This is a messenger RNA of Closterium sp. Naga37s-1, 714 nucleotides long. Lineage: Eukaryota; Viridiplantae; Streptophyta; Zygnematophyceae; Desmidiales; Closteriaceae. The record is from the annotation of a GenBank genome assembly.
AUGAGGGGAAGGGUCAUGAGGUGGAGAGAGGAAAGAAGCGGCGAAAGAAUGCAAAAGGGAAGCAGAAAGGAAACGGGGAACGAGGAGAGCCAAGGAGGGGUAGGAGGGAAGCUGCCUGGAAGCGCAGUGCUGCCUGGGAAUGUGAUGCUGGCGAACGGAGCAAAUGGAGCAGCAGGGGCGGACGAUGAUGGGCGCAACGACCUGAAGAAGUCAUUCAAUGACAUGCAUUCGCGCAUGGUGGAGCAGGUGGAGCAGAAGGAGGUGCUUCGGCAACGGGCAAAGCAUGCAAAGGAGCAAUUGCGGUCAGGGGAAUGGAGGAAGGCACAGGACGAGCAGUCCAACAUGCAACGCUUCUUUGGCUCUGUUGACUGGAGGGAGCAGAAGAAGCUUCGCAUAGAAAAGAAAAAACUGGAGCGCACAGUGCAUGCGGGCAACAAGCUGGCGAAGCUGGAGGCAAAGGAAACUGCAAGGAUGGAUGCCUUCCGCGCUGCGCUGGGCCUGCCCUCAUCAGAGGCACAGCGGCAGGCGGAGUGGAGGGCAGCAGCCACCCAAGCCAUGGCAUCCUUAGCCCUCUCAUUCCACUCUUUUCCACUCCCUUUCACUCCUUCGCUUCUUGUCCCCUUUCCUCCCCACCCAGCUGGGCCUGCCCUCAUCAGAGGCACAGCGCCAGGCAGAGUGGAGGGCAGCAGCCACCCAAGCCAUGGCUGUUGCUGA